AUGGAACGAAGAGACGCUACAAGGCGACGGCAAUUAUUGCAACUAGAUCAGCCAAUUUCUUUCAUUCGAGCAAAAAAUAAAGCUGCUGAUGAAGCAAGAAAACAAGAAGAAUCAAAAAACGUAUUACAGGGACUUCUUGGCGAUUAUAGCGAUAGUGAGGAAGAUAAUGAGGAGCAAGUUUCAAAUUCACAGCUUGAGGAACCAAACGAAGCAAAUCCUCAAACCGUUUCUGUUCUAGCUAAGGACAGUCCGAAGCCAUCUCCUCCUCCUUUGCCCUCAAUACCGUCAGCUCAUUCCUAUCCUGAUCCGGAAAAAUCUUCAGUAAUUAUCGAUCAAUCAGAAGAUAGCAUUGAAGAAGCUUUGAAAAGUUUCAUGUCAGAAAUCAAUGCCUUGCCUGUUACAUCAAUUAAUAGCGAUCUUCUAGUUCCGAUUGAUGAAUUCAAAGAUAAUGAAAAAGAAUCAACAUCGACACAAAUAUCCAAUUUAGAUUUUGAUUGGGAAAAAUAUUGGCAUAACGAAAACAAAUGUCAUUAUUAUUAUAAUAAAAAGACAGGAGAAACACGAUGGGAGCACGAAAUACAACAUAUAAGCUCAGACGGUUCUUUGGCAUUAAGUACUUCCAAAGAAAUGAAUAAUUUGAAUUUAUAUUCGAAAGAACCUAACAAUACUGAUAUCGAAAUGGAUUCUCAAACAACAACUCUCAAGGAUAAUUCUACUCAAAAUAUUUCUCUUAGAGUUCCCCCAUCAGAUUCACCAUUGCAUGGUCGCUCACAUGAUGCAUAUAGUAGACUUUCAAACCUUGCACCUAUUGUAACUCAUUUGAAGCUUGAAAGGCAUCAAAUAGAAUUUGCCACUAGAAUGCAUGAUUGGCAAAUCGGAGCUUUGAAUUCUCAAUAUUUUGAAAAGGUUAUUCUUGAAGGAUUAGAAAGGUUAUUACAAGGAGUCGAAGAACAAGUUUCACCUAUUGGAUGGGUUUGUAAAUGGAAACCCGAAACGCAAACUUACAAUUGGAUACAUUUACAGACGAAUCAAGUUUCAUCGACUUAUCCGAGUCAAAUAGUCAUCAAUUCUUCUAGCGCUUAUGUCGCGUCACAAUCAUCUAAUACACAUUAUCUUCCCGCUUUAUCCGUAGAUGUUAACAAAAAAUCUGAAUAUUCUGAAGAUGUCAGUCAUCAGGGAGUACAACUCGCAACCGAAAAGAAACGUAAAAAGGAAAAAGAGCCUUUGAUAUCUGGAUUCAAGAAUAAAAAAAUGGCGACGCUUGUUGAAAAGUGGAAAGCAGCCGAAGAUUUUCUUUCUAAUACUGAUUGGGAUGAAGUAAGAAAACAUCAACAUGGAAUUGGUUCUUCAGAUCCUGAAUCUUGGAUUAAAGAACAAAUAGAAUCAGGAGAAGCAGCAAAUAAUCCUAAUUUAGAGCCGAUUAAGGGAGAUUGGCGUCAAAGAGUUAGAAAUAAAAAAAUCUGA
Funneliformis geosporum is the source of this 1464-nucleotide messenger RNA. The record is from the annotation of a GenBank genome assembly. Lineage: Eukaryota; Fungi; Glomeromycota; Glomeromycetes; Glomerales; Glomeraceae.